UUUGUGUUUUACACAUAACAAAUUGAUUUGCUGCUCUCAAACACUUAAGUAAUACUUUAAUAAUUAUUAAGUCGAACUAUUUAUUUUUCUUUUGAAAAAAAUUCCCGCAAAUAAAACUCAUCUCGAAUUCACCAUCAUGGCCGCUCGCGUCGCUCAGUUAACUUCAUUCCAAUCCGCCCUUGUGACAGUUGUAGAGGGCGUAAUGAUCGCUAAUGGCGGAAAAUCUAAUGAAUAGAGAGCUAUUUUUAUAAAAAGACUUUCGCGAUUUUUACACAACCACGAAUUGCGUUUAUCUAUAUUCUCAAAUGCAAUUUGACUAAAACUAAAUUGUACGCCUACGGUAACCUAAUUUAGAAUUAGGUUAGACUCAUCCUGUAUGUAUAGUUUAUAUUCCAUGAUCGUAUCGAAUGUGUUAUGAUUCACAAUGAUUCAAAAUAAAGAAGAUAAAUGUCGAUUAUGUUUGUCUAAACUCGAUGAAAAUAAUUAUUCAUCAAUAUUUACAUUAAAUAAAAAUCAUAAUCCUGGCCAACUUUCGCUAUCAUCGAAGAUCAUGAUUUGCUUAUCACUUCCGGUACAGAACGGUGAUUACUUAUCCAAAAAAAUUUGUAUACCAUGUAGAGAUGAGAUAAUGCGCUUUUACGAAUUCCGUUUGAAAUGCCAAAAUGCUUACUAUAUGAUGAACCUUGCUUACCAUCGUGAUAUUCUUUCAACACCAAAAAAUUUCAUGACAAACUCAGAAAAUAAAGAAAAUGGAUCUGAAUCAGAAAUUGACAAAGUCAUACAACAACCGAAUCUAGACAGUUUAACACCUGUAAAUCAAAACACAAAUAGUAACUUAUUAAGCGAAGUAAAUAAAAUAACUGAUAAUAUUCAAAACAAGCAGAAUGAAUUGAAAGUUGAAAAAAAGCCAGCAGAGUAUAAGUGUUAUCACUGCAAUACCAUAUUUGCAGAUUUAGGUGCUGCUACAAUUCAUUGCAUCAAAUGUACAGAAUUUCAUAGUCGUUUAAAGGAAAAUAAAAGUUUACCAGAAAAGAAACAACAAUAUGAUGAUAAUGAAAAAGAAGGAGAAGAAAUGCAAGUUAGUAUUAAUAAUUUUACUGAAGAAAUUAACGAAGACAUCUUAGUUCCCUCUGAAGUAAAUGAAGAUAAACGACACAGUACCAAUGAAAGUAUUGAAGAAGCUUCAUUAGGAUUAAUAAUUGAUCUUGCCGUAACUGACUCUAAUAAAAAAAAAAAUCCGGAGAAAUUUAAAGAUCGGAAAAGAAGAAAAGAACAAUCUGUGUAUCCCUGUUCUCAGUGUAAGAAAUCAUUUCCUAGUCCAUGUUUACUUAAAAGACAUUUUAUGGUUCAUACAGGUGAACGCCCAUACCAAUGUGAAACAUGUGGUAGAAGAUUUUCUCAAAUAGGCGCUUUAAAUUUUCACAAAAAAUUUCAUGCUAAUCCACCUUAUCGCUGCCAGAUAUGUAGUAAACCAUUUAUGAGACCUAGUGAUAUAGAAAAGCAUAUGAGAAGUCAUACAGGUGAAAAACCAUUUUCAUGCAAAAUGUGCCAAAAGAAAUUUUCACAGUUAAUAGCCGUUCAGCAGCAUGAAAGAAUUCACACUGGUGUGAAGCCAUAUAUUUGUGAAAUUUGUGGAAAGGCAUUUUCACAAAGUGCAAAUAAACGAAAACAUGAAAAAAUACAUAAGCAAGGUACUAAACCUUAUGUAUGUGAUACUUGUGGUCGUAGUUUUUUUGAAGCAGAAGAGAUGAGACUACAUAAAGCAGGACACGGUGGUGGAAAACCACGAGAAUGUGAUUAUUGUGGUGAACAUUUUAGAAGAUUAUCUGAAAUAGCUGAUCAUGUACGACGAUUUCACACGUUCGAAAGGCCCCAUACUUGUGCAUUUUGCUCCAAAUCAUUUUAUUCAUUAUAUAGUCUAAAACAACAUGUAAUGAUUCAUACCGGACAAAAGCCUUUUGUUUGUGAUAGAUGUGGUAGUAAAUUUACUCAAAAAGGUAAUCUUGCCAGACACAUUGCUAGAAAACAUGCUGAUGAAGAUGAAAAUCGAGAUGUAAAUAGAGAUGAAAUCGAAUGUGAAAUGGAAAAUGAUAGUUCAGAUCAAAUAACAGAAAAAAUAAGCAUAGAAUCAAAUGAUAUUAGUAUGAGUAUUACAAAUAAUAAAUUGUAAAUAAACAGUAGUUAGAUUAAAUUAAAUUAUUAAUGAAAACUAAA
Molecule: messenger RNA, 2214 nt
Organism: Chelonus insularis
Lineage: Eukaryota; Metazoa; Arthropoda; Insecta; Hymenoptera; Braconidae
Product: zinc finger protein 154-like
Exons: 2
Coding region: 425-2170 (581 amino acids)
Biological process (GO): regulation of transcription by RNA polymerase II
Cellular component (GO): nucleus
Molecular function (GO): DNA-binding transcription factor activity, RNA polymerase II-specific; zinc ion binding
Source: RefSeq, a predicted model, not a curated record